AUGUCAAGUUACAUUCUUCUUGCACUGCAACUGGCAGUUGUAUCACUUCUAGUCACCUUCUGGCGCGCCUUUACCCCAAAUUCUUGGUCGAAUAGAGUGAUUUCCUACGUUCUCAAUGUCCGCAGUACUCUGUCAUACAUCAAAAGCACACUGCUAACGUUCAUUCUCGUGUCAAUGGAGAGGCUUUUGAUCUGGUGGUACUCAAUCUAUUCCACAGAUGGUGCAACGUCCAUCCCAACUUGCCCCUACCGAUUUUCAGAUGGCGGGGAGAGUCUCAAGUUUCUGGAGGGAGAGAAGAUCUCUCGUCAGUGA
Molecule: messenger RNA, 312 nt
Organism: Penicillium digitatum Pd1
Lineage: Eukaryota; Fungi; Ascomycota; Eurotiomycetes; Eurotiales; Aspergillaceae
Source: RefSeq, a predicted model, not a curated record